Molecule: messenger RNA, 1528 nt
Organism: Opisthocomus hoazin
Lineage: Eukaryota; Metazoa; Chordata; Aves; Opisthocomiformes; Opisthocomidae
Source: RefSeq, a predicted model, not a curated record
AUGAGUACAGACUUCCGCAAACUCCUUUUUGACAUUUCUGAGGCUUUGGUCACAGAUGAAGUGGUGGCUCUGAAGUUCCUCAGCCUGGAGCACAUCCCCAUGAGGAAGCUGGAAGCCAUCCAGGAGCCCAAGGCCUUCUUUGAAGCGCUGCAGGAGAAAGACAUGAUCGAGGUGGGGAGCCUGUUCUUCCUGAAGGAGCUGCUUUACCGGAUCAAUCGGAUGGACCUCCUGGCUGCCCACCUGGGCUCUAGCCGAGAGGAGAUGGAGAGAGAGCUUCAGAUCCCAGGCAGGGCAAAAGUGUCAGCCUACAGAUACCUGCUCUUUCAGCUGUCAGAGGACAUCACUGAAGAUGAGCUGAAGUCUUUCAAGUUUCUUUUGGGGAAGGAAUUACCAAAAUGCAGGCUAAACCCUAAGACUACAAUGCUCGACGUUUUCAUUGAGAUGGAGAAGAAGGGGAUUUUGGGAGAAGACAACCUAAGUAUCCUGAAGAGUCUCUGUGCAGAAAUUAACAUCAGCCUGUUGAAGAGAAUUGAAGAGUAUGAAUUAAACGUGUUUGGUGAAGAAGAGAUGCUCAUCACAGAGGAACACAGGGGCAGCACAGGAGGCCCUCAAGCCCAUGCCAGAUGGCCGGCAUCAUCUGUGGCAUCUGAUUCUCCUGCCAGUUGGAAUCAGUUUUCCCAGCUUGAAGCUUACAAAAUGACUAGCCAGCCCCGUGGAGUGUGCUUGAUCCUGAAUAAUCACAAUUUUGCAAAAGCCAGGGAAGCAGUGCUGGAACCCAAAAACAUGAAGGAUCGGAAUGGGACAGAUGUGGAUGCAGUGGCUCUGAAAAGAGUCUUUAGCAAGCUUCAUUUUACAAUAGCAGAAUACAGAGACCUCACCGCAGAGGAAAUCCGUAAGACUGUGAAGACCUACCAGCGUGAAGACCACAAGGACAAAGACUGCUUUGUUUGCUGUAUCCUGUCUCAUGGGAAAAAAGGCAUUAUAUAUGGUGUUGAUGGGCAGGAAGUACCUAUCCAGGAACUGACCACUUCUUUCACUGGACAGAAUUGCCACUCGCUUGCUGGAAAACCAAAAGUCUUUUUUGUUCAGGCCUGCCAAGGUGAUGCUUGCCAGAAAGGUGUGACCAUUGAAACAGAUUCUGGAGAGCAAGAUUCUUCUGUAGAAACAGAUGCAAGAUUUCAGCUCGACUGCAUCCCUGCAGAGGCAGACUUCCUCUUGGGCAUGGCUACCCUGCAAGAUUACGUUUCCUUCAGAAGCCCAAGGCAGGGGACCUGGUACAUACAGGCGUUGUGCCAGCACUUGGAGUACAGCUGUCCUCGAGGAGAAGAUAUUCUCACCAUCCUGACAGCAGUCAAUCAGGAGGUGAGCAGAAAGAGUUGCAAGCUAAAUGCAGAGAAGCAGAUGCCACAGCCCAGUUUUACAUUGAGGAAAAAGCUCAUCUUUCCUGUCAACUAAAUGGGAAGGGACUGCAUGGCAGAGAGCUGCAGCAGCCUGAAAGCGGCUGGUAUCAGCCAAAUUUGGUAAAACA